Messenger RNA from Humulus lupulus (European hop), 876 nucleotides. RefSeq lists its product as uncharacterized. The coding region runs from base 51 to 665 and encodes 204 amino acids. NCBI's taxonomy places the organism in Eukaryota, Viridiplantae, Streptophyta, Magnoliopsida, Rosales, Cannabaceae. The transcript has a single exon. Gene Ontology annotation, cellular component: plasma membrane. The record is from RefSeq and is a predicted model, not a curated record.
UCGAUCAAACUACUACUCAACUAAACUAGAUUAGAACUACAAUCAUUUCAAUGACGAAUCCAAGUCAGCAAACGCCAGGAGUGGCCAAGCCAACAAGACCAGGACACCACAGAAUCCUUCGUAUGGUGGCUACGUUCUUUCUAGGGUUGAUAGUCCUAGUGGGUUUAGCCGUACUCAUAAUAUGGCUCGUACUCAGGCCAAAACGACUCGUUUUCAGCGUCGAAGAUGCUUCGGUCCACAACUUCCAUCUCUCCAACGACAACCAUCUAAACGCAACGUUUGACUUCGUCGUUCGCUCGUACAACCCCAACACCAAAGUCUCCAUCUACUUCGACUCCAUCGAGUCCGACCUCAAUUACGACGACCAAACCCUAGCCUUUAGCACCGUCAGCCCUUUCUUCCAGCCCCGCCGCAACGUGACUCGGCUCCAAGUCAAGCUCACGGCUUCGUCCACGGCUCUCUUCAGCUCCGUCUCCAAGGACCUGAGGCUCGAGAAAAAGUCUGGCGAGGUCGAGCUCAACCUUGAUCUCAAGGCAAGGAUUAGGUACAGAGUUGGUGUUUGGAAAUCUUCUCAUCGAACCCUGAAGAUCUUUUGUUCUUCGGUUUUGGUUGACUUUUCCAAGUCCAAGACCUUUGACAGAACUUAUUGCGACGUUGAGAUUUGAUUUUUCUUUUUUUGUUUACACAAAUUUAUGCUUUGAGUAUAAAUUUAGUGUGUCGAUCUCUUUCAUUAUUAUUAUUUUUUCUAUUAGUGAUUCUCGAGUUGUGUGGUUGACUAAUUAGGGUUGAUCGAUCACUCGAGUGAUCUUUGAUGAUUAUGAGAUUGCAUGUGUGUGUAAUAAUUGUUUUUGUAAAAUGAUUGAUAUUUGUGUUUGA